AUGGUACCGUGGCUCAAAGUGGCCGUCGGCUCUGCUCUCGCCCUCAAUUUCUCCAUACCGCUGUUGGUGAUCGGUCGGACCAAGACACUGCAUGACGAGCCGAUGGCACUGCUCGUGGCAAACCUGGCGCUCGCCGACAUACUGUUUGUGCUGAAUCUGGUGCUGAUCGGUUGUCUGGACCUCAUUUUUAACCACGUCCUGUAUGCAGCCUGCCAGUCCGUUCAGAUCGCUGCCGCCUGUUUCGGAAUCGCUCUGAAGAUGACGCAGACGCUGGUCGCCCUCGACCAGUUCAUCGCCGUCGUCUAUCCGCUGCAUUACCGCGACAUCAUGGACCGCUGGACGAAGUGGCUGCUUGUUCUGCCUUGGCUGGCUGUCCUGUUUACGGCUGUGGACUUCGACAAAAUCAGGUAG
This is a messenger RNA of Pollicipes pollicipes, 411 nucleotides long. Its product is annotated as olfactory receptor 7C1-like. Gene Ontology annotation, molecular function: olfactory receptor activity; odorant binding; G protein-coupled receptor activity. Bases 1 to 411 code for a protein of 136 amino acids. The record is from RefSeq and is a predicted model, not a curated record. Gene Ontology annotation, biological process: detection of chemical stimulus involved in sensory perception of smell; G protein-coupled receptor signaling pathway. NCBI's taxonomy places the organism in Eukaryota, Metazoa, Arthropoda, Thecostraca, Pollicipedomorpha, Pollicipedidae. The transcript is spliced from 2 exons. Gene Ontology annotation, cellular component: membrane.